CAAAAUCGAGAAUCAAAAUGGAAAAUAUACGCUAAUAAUUUGAAAAAACAAUUCACAAUGCUACCUACAAUUUUGCUGCAUACCAAUAAGUCACUCAAGCAUAAGAGUUUACAAGAAAGCAAUUGUCAAGCUGAAUGUUAAAAAUGUCUGGGAUGCAAAUUGUGAGGAGUAACUUGCGAACUAUGCGGCGCGCGAUCCGGCUCGCUGCGGUGUUAGCCCGGCGGCCGGUGGGCGGCAGCGGCGCGGCCGGCGCGGGAUCCGGCGGCGACGGCGCCGGCGGCGAACAUGCUGGCGAGCGCUUUACUAACGCGCGCGCUGUCGUCGGAGUGGCUACAAUCGGUCUGGCGCUUGUGGCUGCCGACCAUCAAUAUAAUGAAAAAAGAUUUUUCAAAGCAGCUCGACUUGGCAAUUUACAAGAGAUUCGCAGGCAAGUAGAAGCAGCAAAGGAGGGUCGCGGGCGUGAGGGCGGCGGCGCCGACCGGCGGCACGCGCUCGGCUGGACGGCGCUCAUGGCCGCCGCCGCCAACGACCAGCCCGCCGCCGUCGCCGAGCUGCUCCGGCUCGGCGCGCGCCCCGACCUGCAGGAGAAGUACGCGGGCGCCUCUGCCGCCGCGCAGCAGCAGGGCUUGCACCCCUUGGAAGCGAUGCAGCGGCGCGAGGACGAGUUCUGCUCGUCCAUGAACUCUCGCGCCUCGUUUCUCGGCUGGACGGCGCUGCACUACGCCGCGCUGGCGGACUCGGCGGGCGCCGCCGCCGCGCUGCUCGGCGCCGGCGCCGACCCCACCGCGCGCGACCACGCCGGCCGCCGCGCGCUGCACUAUACGAAAGACCCGUCUCCUACGAGGGACCUCAUUGUGGAGCACUCAGCUCGCUGGGAAGAGAAGCUAGCGGCCGCCGCAGCCGAGGAACGGCGCAGGUUCCCACUCGAGCAACGCCUGAAGCAGUUCAUAGUGGGCCAGGCGGCCGCUAUCGAGACCGUGGCGGCGGCCGUCAGGCGGAAGGAAAACGGAUGGUCUGACGAGGAACACCCGCUGGUUUUCUUGUUCUUGGGGAGCUCGGGGAUUGGGAAGACUGAGCUGGCUAAGCAACUCGCCAGGUACAUGCACCGCGAUGACCCGGCGGCGUUCAUUCGGCUGGACAUGUCCGAGUACCAGGAGAAACAUGAGGUGGCUAAACUCAUUGGUGCUCCUCCGGGUUACGUGGGGCACGAGGAGGGCGGGCAGCUGACGCGGGCGCUGGCGCGGCGCGCGGACGCGGUGGUGCUGUUCGAUGAGGUCGACAAGGCGCAUCCGGACGUGCUCACUGUGUUGCUACAGCUCUUUGACGAGGGUAGACUGACGGACGGCAAGGGCAAGCUGAUCGAGUGCAAGAACGCCGUGUUCGUGAUGACGUCCAACCUGGCCGCGGACGAAAUCGCGCAGUACGGCCUGAAGCUUCGCCGGGAGGCCGAGGCCAAGGCGCAGCUGCGCGCCAAGGGAACCGUCACCGCGCACGGAGAGGAGCCUACGGCGGCCGAGGAGCAGGCGGGAGGCGAGGCGCUGGAAGUGUCCCGCACGUUCAAGGACAGCGUGGUGCGGCCCAUACUCAAGCGGCACUUCGGGCGGGACGAGUUCCUCGGACGGAUCAACGAGAUUGUGUACUUCCUCCCGUUCUCGCGGCAGGAGCUGCUGAGCCUGGUGCAGCGGGAGCUGGUGCGCUGGGCCGAGCAGGCGCGCGCGCGGCACGCCGUCGAGCUGCGCUGGGAGGGCGGCGUGCUAGGCGCGCUCGCCGACGGGUACGACGUGCACUACGGCGCGCGCUCGAUCAAGCACGAGGUGGAGCGGCGGCUGGUCAACCAGCUGGCGCUGGCCGCGGAGCGCGGCGCGCUGGCGCGCGGCUGCUGCGUGCUGGUCACCGCCGCCGCUGGCCGCCUCGCGCUGGCCGUGCGCGAGCCCCGCCAGACCGACUACACGCCGCUAGACCUGGCCGUUUGA
Molecule: messenger RNA, 1973 nt
Organism: Cydia amplana
Lineage: Eukaryota; Metazoa; Arthropoda; Insecta; Lepidoptera; Tortricidae
Product: mitochondrial disaggregase-like
Exons: 11
Coding region: 135-1973 (612 amino acids)
Biological process (GO): cellular response to heat
Cellular component (GO): mitochondrion; cytoplasm
Molecular function (GO): protein binding; ATP hydrolysis activity; ATP binding
Source: RefSeq, a predicted model, not a curated record